CGUCAGAUAGAUAAUAAAACAAUUAAUCGCAAUUUCUUGCUACGUAAGUAACGUUAUCUGAAUAUAAACUAUAGAAUUACAUAGAAUGGAAUGGAAUGGAAUAGAAUCAAGCAAAAGUCAAUAAAUGAUAUAGGUUGUGUUGAUAAGUUGAAAAAUAAAUGUAAAUAAGCCACGUGGUUACAUUCAUUACUUUCAAGUCGUCGAAUAAAGACGUUCUAUAAAUUUAAAUAAAGUUAUUAAUUACAAAUUUGAAAAAGAAAAUAUUUAAACAGUUUUAAAAUGGCCAUAAAUAUUCGUGUUGAUUCACCAAAUAUUAAAUAUACUGAAGAAUUUAUUCAAGCCAAAUAUGAAUAUCAUACAACUAAAAUUACUGAAAAUAAUAAUAAUAAUGUUACCUUAUCACCAGAGUCGCAUAAAUUAUUGAUACGAACUCAAGUUAAAUUACCAAAAAUAGGAGUAAUGCUUGUAGGAUGGGGUGGUAAUAAUGGCACCACAUUUACCGCAGCUGUAUUAGCGAACAAAUUAAAAUUGAAAUGGGAAACAGUACGUGGCGUCCAUGAUGCUAAUUGGUAUGGAUCAAUAACUCAAUCAUCAACUUUAUUACUUGGUAGCGUAGGUCAUGAAGAAAUAUACGCGCCUAUGAAUUCUUUUUUGCCGAUGAUUAAUCCAGAUGACAUCGAAAUUGACGGAUGGGAUAUAUCAGAUAUGAAUAUUGCUGAUGCAAUGAAACGCGCUCAGGUUUUAGAUAUUAAUAUACAAAAUCAAUUGAAAUCAUAUUUGACGAAAUAUGUACCGAGAAAAAGUAUUUAUUCUCCUGAUUUCAUUGCUGCCAAUCAGAAAGAGCGUGCAAAUAAUUUAAUAACUGGUACAAAAUCAGAGCAAUUGAAGCAAAUCCGUGCUGAUAUAAACGAUUUCAAGUCAACUAAAAACUUAGACAAAGUAAUAAUUUUAUGGACAGCAAAUACUGAGAGAUUCGCCGAAAUAAUACCAGGAGUCAAUGACAAUGCUGAUAAUUUAUUGAAAUCAAUUGCCGAUAAUCAUUCAGAAAUAAGUCCAAGUACUUUGUUUGCUGUAGCUGCUGCCUAUGAAGGCUGCACUUAUAUUAAUGGAUCACCGCAAAAUACAUUUGUACCCGGCUUAAUUGAAUUUGCUGAAAAAAAAAAUAUAUUUAUUGCGGGUGAUGAUUUUAAAUCUGGUCAAACAAAAUUAAAGUCCGUAUUGGUUGACUUUUUGGUUACCGCUGGUAUAAAACCGGUGUCUGUUGUCAGUUACAACCAUCUUGGUAAUAAUGACGGCUAUAAUUUAUCAGCACCGCAGCAAUUUAGAUCAAAAGAAAUAUCUAAAAGUAAUGUCGUUGACGAUAUGGUUUCAUCAAAUAAUAUUCUAUAUAAACCGGGUGAAAAACCAGAUCAUUGUGUUGUCAUCAAAUAUGUGCCAUAUGUUGGAGAUAGUAAACGUGCUAUGGAUGAAUAUACAUCAGAGUUAAUGUUGGGGGGCCAUAAUACAAUCGCUGUUCAUAAUACUUGUGAAGAUUCAUUAUUAGCAACUCCUAUAAUUCUGGACUUGAUUAUUUUGGCUGAAUUAUGCUCACGUAUUACAAUCAAACGCAUUGAUAAUGAUGACGAUGCUAACAGCAGUGACGGUUUCAUUACUUUCCAAAGUGUAUUGUCACUACUUUCGUACUUAUGCAAAGCGCCGUUAGUUCCUGCUGGCGCCCCAUUGGUUAACGCAUUGUUCAGACAACGUGCGGCCAUUGAAAAUAUACUGAGAGCUUGUUUGAGUCUACCGCCUAAUAAUAAUAUGAUGCUGGAACAUCGUUUUAAAUUUUAAAUCCGAUCUAUAUUUUAUUGAAAUAAUGUUUUAAUAAUUAAAUAUAAUUAUAUUAUUAUUAAGACAUUCUUAUUUUUUUGUUUGUUGGACCAAGGAAUGCUUGAGUACCUUAAUAGUAAUAAUAAUUAAAAAUAUUCAUAGUAAAUUUUUUUAUGGAAAAACGUAAUUAAUUGAUUAACAAGGAAUUCAGAGAAAAUUUAAGUUAAGGGUAUCAGACCGUACCCACACUUAGUAAAAAUAUACAAUGACUUUCAACUGUCAUAACUGUAUUUAAAUUUGAUUAAUUAAUUAAAAAAAAAAUUAAAGCUUUAAUUGAAAAAAAGACAACGUAGUAGCAAUUUCGCCGAGAUAUAGAAUUGAAAAAAAAUUACUUAAAGUUAUUAUCAAUUGGGAGUUAAUCAAAAAUUGUUAAAUAAGCUUUAGCCUAAAAAAUUUGAAAAUUCGAAUUAUAAAAUUAACAUGAAGAUUUUAUUUAAAUUUAUUUUCCAAAUUUCGUUAAACUCCCAAUUGAUAUCAAUUGUAAUUAACUUUUUUUUUUAAUUUAUACAUCGGCGAAAUUACUAGUGUGUUGUCCUUUCUUCAAUUAAGGUUUUAAUUUUAUUUUUUAAUAAAUUAAUAAAAUUUUGAUAAGCUUAUGAGAAUUGAGUCAUUGAAAAUAUUUGAAAAGUGGGGGACACUGUCUAAGAAUGGCUUUAAUUUAAUAUUCUUUAAUGGUUUAAUUAAAUUUAUCAUGAGAGAUAGAUUUAUCUAUUACAGAUAAGCCCCCAAGACAAAAAAAAUUGACUUUUUUGUUAAAUUUAAGCUCACAAUCGACAACAUGAAAAAAAAUUGUCACUUUAAAUUUAAUAAAAAGUUAAUUUUUUUUGUGCCGCUUGGGUCCGUAAAAAAAUGAUCUUUUCACCCGCUAAUUUUCUACAAUUAAAUUAUUACUACGCAUGCGAUUUAGUGCAAAUUCAUGGACUUAACCAUAGCUAAAUAGUGGGAGAAAAGUCCAUUCUUUUCCAGACAACUAUGGUCUACAAUGUUUUACACUUUGCGUAAUAGAAAAAAAAAAAAAAAAAAAACAACCUAAAAAUUUACUAUGAAAUACUUUGAAGAUUUUUCAUGUAUUUUUCUACCUCACUAAUAUUAAUCACAAUCAUUUAAUUACAAUUUAUUCCAGGUUUAAGCAUUUUUAAUAAGUAAAACAAAUUUUUCCUUAAGCAAAAAUUGUAUACUUUUUAUUUUGUGUCA
Microplitis demolitor is the source of this 3063-nucleotide messenger RNA. It is a transcript of the gene Inos, whose product is annotated as inositol-3-phosphate synthase 1-A. The coding region runs from base 280 to 1830 and encodes 516 amino acids. The transcript is spliced from 3 exons. The record is from RefSeq and is a predicted model, not a curated record. Gene Ontology annotation, cellular component: cytoplasm. Gene Ontology annotation, biological process: phospholipid biosynthetic process; inositol biosynthetic process. Gene Ontology annotation, molecular function: inositol-3-phosphate synthase activity. NCBI's taxonomy places the organism in Eukaryota, Metazoa, Arthropoda, Insecta, Hymenoptera, Braconidae.